UCCUAUUUGUGUCAUGUACUAAUGGGAAAGUACUAGAUCGGUACUAUCCCCGCUAUCACUUCGCUCCACCGUAUGGCUGGAUGAACGAUCCCAAUGGUUUCUGCAUCUUCAACAACGAGGUCCAUCUGUUCUAUCAGUACAAUCCAUAUACCAGCUACGAGACCGGCAUCGCACACUGGGGCCACGCCAUCAGCAAGGACUACUUCCAUUGGCAACAUCAACCGAUCGCCAUGUACCCUGACCAGUGGUACGACGCAACCGGCGUCUUCUCUGGAAGCGCUCUAAUCGAAAAUAACACCAUGUACUUGUUCUUCACCGGAAAUGUAAACUACCCAGGAGAGACGCCCGAUCAUAUAAACCGUCAAGCCCUAGCCUGGAGUACGGACGGCGUCAACGUUACUAAAUAUGAGAACAAUCCCAUCAUCAAUGGUUCUUUAACCAUGCCGAAUUUACGAGACCCCAAAGUCUGGGAAUAUGAAGGUACAUAUUACAUGGUAUUGGGCAACUCUCUGAAUGAAACUUAUGGCAGGGCCCUUCUUUACUCUUCAAACGAUAAGAUUUCAUGGGACUACGUUUCUGUUAUCGCGCAGUCGAACGGCAGUUUGGGGUAUAUGUUCGAAUGCCCUGACUUCUUUGAACUUGACGGUAAAUACGUACUUCUAUUUUCGCCUCAAGGUAUAGAGGCUUCGGGGGACAAAUACCAUAACUUAUACCAAACAGGUUACAUAAUUGGCGACUUUGACUAUUCAACUCAUACGUUUACUCCGACGUCGGAGUUUGUGGAGCUCGACCACGGACACGAUGUUUAUGCUACUCUGACCACUUUGGAUAAUCUUGGACGCCGUAUCGUCAUAGCUUGGUUUGAUAUGUGGGAACAGAACUACCCUGAAGCCGCCGAUGGUUUCACUGGUAUUAUGACCAUACCUAGAGAGCUCAGAAUAAUAAACGGCAAACUUUUGCAGAAACCCGUAAGAGAAAUAUCUAGAAUCAAGGGAAAACAAGUUUCGGCGAAAAAAGGAAAUUACACUCUACGUUAUAAAGCCGGAGAAGUUAAUGUUCUUGCCGACGGUAGUAAGGACCUUCAACUGUACAUUGCGUCCAGCAAUGUAACAGUGACGAUAUCUUACGAUGCAGCGAACGGCAAGGUGACGCUGGACCGCGGAGGCUCCGACGGUGUUCGUCGCACCGAUUGGAAACCUGCAGGGCAGCUUAAAUGGAGAAUCUUUGUGGACGCGAGCUCUAUAGAGCUGUUCUGCGGAGAUGGCGAGGUGACUUUCUCGAGCCGAUUCUUCCCUACGGGUGCCGUGACCAUUUACCAAAGGGGAGCAGCGGUAUUGAAGGUACGCGAAAUUGUACGCACUAUGCCUAAACCGAAAUAA
This is a messenger RNA of Cydia fagiglandana, 1379 nucleotides long. RefSeq names its product sucrose-6-phosphate hydrolase-like. The record is from RefSeq and is a predicted model, not a curated record. Bases 81 to 1379 code for a protein of 432 amino acids. Gene Ontology annotation, molecular function: beta-fructofuranosidase activity. The transcript has a single exon. Gene Ontology annotation, biological process: carbohydrate metabolic process. Gene Ontology annotation, cellular component: cytoplasm. NCBI's taxonomy places the organism in Eukaryota, Metazoa, Arthropoda, Insecta, Lepidoptera, Tortricidae.